AUGCAUACAGUGUGGUCGCAAGUCGGGCACCGUCUUACAUCCCGACUCAAUUCCGAUGCGCAUCACCACAGAACAACAAGCUACGCUGCGGUUGUGGACCAUAUCCGACUGCCAAUGACAGAAAGUUUCAAGAAGAUUGCUUGCAAUCCAGAAGGGAAUCGGUGGUUCUUAUCACACGCUAAAGCCAUGCUAAUGCACUCGCAGAGUUGUCCCGGCCAUUCGGUAUCCAAUGCCCACUCUGGCGGAUGUGCCAGAUAUCCAGGCAUCGAUCCGCUUUGUCUCCUAGGCCUGCAGUACGGGGAUUGGACCCUUGGUUGGUAUUUGGACAACAUUACCCGGGCCACCGCUUCUUCCAACUCCUCCAUACGGAUAGGGAGUGGACGUGAUAAUGAGAACACCAAUAACCUUGACCAGAAAGAAACCGGAGUAACAGUGCACUGUCGAACUAUUCGUCAUAUCGGCUAA
Messenger RNA from Colletotrichum tamarilloi, 465 nucleotides. RefSeq lists its product as uncharacterized. NCBI's taxonomy places the organism in Eukaryota, Fungi, Ascomycota, Sordariomycetes, Glomerellales, Glomerellaceae. The transcript has a single exon. The coding region runs from base 1 to 465 and encodes 154 amino acids. The record is from RefSeq and is a predicted model, not a curated record.